Messenger RNA from Colletotrichum siamense, 1425 nucleotides. It is a transcript of the gene glcA-5, whose product is annotated as Glucan endo-1,3-beta-glucosidase A1. The record is from RefSeq and is a predicted model, not a curated record. The transcript has 4 exons. Gene Ontology annotation, molecular function: hydrolase activity, hydrolyzing O-glycosyl compounds; protein binding. NCBI's taxonomy places the organism in Eukaryota, Fungi, Ascomycota, Sordariomycetes, Glomerellales, Glomerellaceae. The coding region runs from base 1 to 1425 and encodes 474 amino acids. Gene Ontology annotation, biological process: carbohydrate metabolic process.
AUGGACACAUUACCACUGGAGAUCAUCACCACAAUCUCGGAGCACCUCGAGCCCUCCGACUUCACGGCUUUCGAGAGCGUGAACAGGGCUUUGCGCCACUCUAUUGAGCAGAUCCUAGCCGACGCCACUGUUUACACUGACGAAGAUGAAUACGCGUCGCUCGAGGCUCGAUACGACCGAUCGCGCCGUCGUGCCUGCUUGGAAUUUUUGGUUGUUCACAUCAGACUCCCGGAGAUCCUGAAUGAUCACGAUAAUGAGGCUGAAUUCGAGUACAAGGCGUCCAAGAACAACGAAGCCUUCACCAAUAAGAUGCUAUAUCUCAUGAGACUUUUGCAUUCAUGGGAGCAAGAGCUUGAAAGCAGCAUACAUUUAGUCGUACACGUCACGGCACCGGGUAUCCCCGCUGAUUUUGAUGGGAGGGCAUGGGAUUGUAAUGGAGUUCCCAACUGGAUGCGCGACCCGAGAGAGGUCAAGUGUUUUCCCACACGCGGUCAAUCUCUCAAGUUCUCCGGGCGUCCCAAGACCGAUAGAGCCAUGCGCACCUUUGAUCUCACGGCAGCCAUCCUUCUGGCAUUGCCUGUUGCUCACGCACAGGUCCCAGAUAUCGCAGGCUUUUCAAAGACUUGGUUUGAUGAUUUCACCGGAUCUCGCGGUGCCCUGCCUAGUAGUGGAAACUGGAUCAUUGAUACCGGCACCAGCUACCCUGGAGGCCCAGCAAAUUGGGGAACCGGAGAGGUCCAGACCUACACCAAUAGUCCCAGCAAUGUCGCCACCAACGGCCAGGGAAACCUGGUGAUUACCGCGAUCAAAGACGCAAAAGGCGCAUGGACUUCCGCCCGAAUCGAGACCAAGCAGACUUUCAUGGCUCCGGCAGGCAAGAAGAUGCGUGUUCAAGCUAGCCUGAAGCUUCCCAACCUCGGUGGCGGAGGCGUCGGCUACUGGCCAGCUUUCUGGACUUUAGGCGCCGCUUACCGUGGCAACUACUGGAAUUGGCCAUCAGUCGGCGAGAUCGAUAUCAUGGAGAACGUGAACAACGUCAAUCGAGUUUGGGCUGUCCUGCACUGCGGCACCAACCCAGGCGGACCAUGCAACGAGCCUAGCGGACUCGGCAACAGCAAGAAUUGUCCCGCGACUUCCUCUUGCUCUGGAGUAUUUCGCACGUACGCCGUUGAGGUUGAUAGAACCAAGUCUCCAGAGGCUAUCCGGUGGUAUGUGAACGACCAAUUGCUUCAUAGUGUCACCCAAACACAGCUUCCAGCGGCUGUCUGGGCAAACACCACCCAAAAGGCUCACUUUGUCUUGUUGAACAUGGCCAUGGGUGGGAGUUUCCCAGAUGCCAUUUAUGGAUCAAAGACACCAAUUGCCACUACGGUUUCGGGAGGGACGUUGGAGGCACAAUAUGUGGCGGUGUAUUACUCAAAAUAA